CUGUUGUUUACAGUGCUGUCUGUUAGUGACACACCCUGAGGCGUCGCUUCAAGGACAAACAAACAAAGCACAAAAUACUCCUCUGCCAUUAAGUACUUAGUAGAAGGUAGAGCACACCGGGCAUUUUCUGAUCUGGUGGGAAAAUACAAUUAUUUUCUAUAGGGGAGGUCUUUCUCAAGGUAGGUAAAGUGGAUUUACACGCCGUUGUCCUGUCACACCGGCACUAUAAGGGUGUACCACAUGAGGCAGGAACUUACGGAACUUACGGAACUUACAGGGCAGCUUGUCAACAUCUGAGGACGGGUUGUUCUUCUAUUGACAGAAGAAAGUGCACAUUUUACAACUGUGAUUUGACUUUGUUUUCAAGGAGAAGUUAUGCUCUGUGAAAAAAGUGAAGAACUCAAAGAAGCUCCCAGGAUUUGCUCGUGUGGAUCUUCAUGGCGGCGCAGAAUGAAGCAUCCAGGUAUCAGACGUCUAUACUGGUUGCAGAUAUUGCUGGUCGUCCUACUGGCAGAUCAAGCGUCCUGUGUAGAAACCUCGACUCAACCUUCCGUCAUUGAUACCAUUCCUAUAACAGCUGCUCAGACGUCAGUUUACUACUUCCUUGAUGUCACAGUGUUUGUCACUGGACAGAAGAAGGACGAGUCAGACAUUAAGGCCUGGCUUGAUCAAGUGUUGCAAAACAAGCUGGGGGAUUGUGCGUCUCCAAGAAAGUCAACUACCUCUAAACAAAUAUCAUCUGCAAAUGAGACAACAGCCGCGACCACAGCUGCAGCAAUUACUACGGCAGCAACAACGAUCACAAAUGGAGCCGCUGCAAUAACAGAAGCAACAACACCUAGAGCAGCACCAACAAUGACAGCAACAACAACGACACCACUAUCGCCGACCUCUGCAGAAACAACUACAGCAGCAACAACGACUGUAGCAGCAAGUACAGCAGCAACAACGACCACAGCAGCAACGGCUACAACAGCAACAAUGACAACCCCAGCACCGAAGAUUACAGCAGCAACGACUAGAGCAGCAACACUGACCACAGCGCCGACGACCACAACAGCAACAAUUACAGCAGCAACAACAACUAAAGCACCGACAACUCCAGCAACAAUAACAACAUCUACACAAGCAGCAACAUCACAAAGCAGCAGUAGAAGUGAUGCAGGAUCAACUGAGCGCAGCCUCGUCAUCAGAAAGGACACGCCAUUAAAGUCACCAAUUAUGGCUCAAUUACACAAAGAGCGGGAAGUUCGUCAAGUCAGUGGCAGUUUGACAGAAACCAGCAGGCUCAGUGAAACAGCUGGCGUAUUUCAGGGGUCUGAGGUUUCCUGCGAUGUCAAAACAGGAAUAAGAACGACACAGUGCUCGGUCACACUGCAGCUGAGGCAGAGUUUAGCUCCAUGUUGUAUCCUCCGGACUCUCUGUGCAGCCAGUAAAACAUCCUCUGACAUCCAUGUGGUGGGAAAAGAAGCAAGUCCAGUUGACGGACUGAAAGCUGAGUGCACAAGCAAACCAGAAGAAAAAAGCUGCGUUUACAACGGCCCAGUCAAAAAAUCCUGUGAUGAGUCUGGGACGGCAUAUGAGGAAGUUGUUAGCUGUCGUCCAGAACCAAAGAACAACACCUGUACCUGCUCUGCUUACUGUAAUGGGACAGAUGCUUACUACACUUUACAAUUAUCAAUACUAAAUCCAGAGGUGCAGCUUUCGGAUGUGUUGCCUAAAAGUUCGACACCAAAAGAAACAAGCAUUUGUACAGAUGAUUCAUGUUCAUCUGCCACCGUUGCAACACUACUCAAGGAACAUAAAAUGGACUGUAAAUCUACAACAGCACAUUCUCGGAGCUGCAGCGUGAUCCUGCGUUUUGACCGUCAGCUUCCGAUCUGUAACGUGUCUUCAUUUAUGAAGGAUAUGAUUGGCUCGAGUGAAUUAAUCACUUUUAAUGGACUGGUGACCCGUGCAGCACUCUGUGGAAAUAUCAGCGACAGUUUGUUGAGUUCUGAGUUCACAUGGCACAACAGUGAGAUUAAGCCUGCGACGGUUUGCUCAGAUCAGCCUGUCAUCCUCACCUGUGAAAAGGAAAAGGCUGUGGUGGUAGAACUGCAGGAGCAGUGUGUUCCAGACACUUUAACGACGGCCAGCCCAAAUGUGACGACCAUGGAACCAAACACCACCUCAUCCAUCAAUGUCACAUCAUCCCCUCUGAACACCACAGUGACGACAACCAUGAACACGACUGCAAACGUGUCUAUAACCACUGCUGCUUUAUCAGCUGAAGACAGAGCCUAUGCUCUUCUGGAAAUGACCAGAAAUAUGUCCAAACUGAACUCCAGCCAGGUGGAUUACGUGGUGUCUGAGCUGCAGGAUAUUUUGUCAGGUCAGGUGACCAUCAGCCUGAUUCUGGGAAACAUCUCAGUACAUAUUGUCAGCAAUCUGAUCGGUGGUACUCCUGAGCAGCUGGCCAACUCUGCAGCCAGUGUCAUAGGAAUUGUUGACACAGUUGGGCUGAAGCUGGUCCUGGAUCAGACAGAAACACUCUUGUCCCGAGCUUUGGCUUUGUCUGUGAAACCAGCAGAUGGCAACAACUUUCAGGAAACCAGCUUUUCCAUCUCAAACCCCAGUAAUGUGCAGGUUCGUGGAGAUUCCAGCGUGACAGAAGAGUCCAGCGCUCCUCAAGGCUCCAUCACACUUCCCUCCUCUCUCACACAAAAUCUGACCUCUGAACAACAGCAGCUGGCUUCAAGAGUCCAUUUUCAUUUCUACCAGAGGAGCACAGUGUUCCAGGACAAAUCCAUGGGAAAACGCAAACUUAACAGUGGCAUCUUAGGAGCGAGUGUGGCCAACCUGUCAAUCUCAGGACUGAAGGACAAUGUUACUAUAAACCUGAAGAACACAGAACCCAUUCCAGAUGAUUUUGUGCCCGUGUGUGUUUUCUGGGACUCUGCGUCUAACAGCGGCUCCGGUGGUUGGAAUCCUGAAGGUUGUUCUGUCUUAAACAGCACAGACAACAUAACAAUCUGUAGCUGCAACCAUUUAACCAGUUUUGCAAUCCUGCUGGACCUCUCCAGAGAGACUCUAACCGACCGACUUCACGCAACAAUCCUCACCUUUAUCACAUAUAUCGGCUGCGGAGUCUCAGCCAUCUUCCUGUCCAUCACCCUCCUCACCUACUUGGCCUUUGAGAAGCUGCGCAAGGACAUCCCAUCUAAAAUCCUGAUCCAGCUGUGUCUGGCUCUGCUGAUGCUCAACCUCGUCUUCCUGUGCGAUGCUUGGCUGGCGCUCUACCCAGAGGCCGUGGGCCUUUGCAUCUCCACUGCCUGGUUCCUUCACUACUUCCUUCUUGUUUCCUUUACCUGGAUGGGACUUGAAGCUGUUCACAUGUACAUGGCGCUCGUGAAAGUCUUCAACAGCUACAUAUCACACUACAUGCUGAGGUUCUCGCUGGUCGGCUGGGGCGUCCCCAUGCUCGUGGUCAUUAUAGUCAUUGCCAUUGACAAGGAUAACUAUGGUCUGGUCUCCUAUGGAAGGUUUCCUGAUGGUACUAGUGAUGACUUCUGCUGGCUGAAGAAUGACAUUGCCUUCUAUGUUGCCGUUGUGGCCUAUUUCUGUGUCAUUUUCCUCUUCAACUUUGCCAUGUUAAUAGUGGUGUUGGUCCAGCUGUGUCGGAUAAAGAGGCAGAACCCUCACAACGCGCAGCAUCGCACCACCUUUCAGGAUGUGCGCAGUGUGUUGGGUAUAACCAUCCUGCUGGGUCUCACCUGGGGCUUUGCCUUCUUCGCCUGGGGUCCGGUGAACCUGGCGUUCAUGUACCUCUUUGCCAUCUUUAACUCGCUGCAGGGUUUCUUUAUAUUUGUGUUCCACUGUCUGGUGAAGGACAACGUGAGGAAGCAGUGGAGAGUUUACUUGUGCUGUGGCAGACUGAGACUUGCAGAAAACUCAGAAUGGAGUCGCACAGCAACACAGAAGACGAUGAAGAAGUCGUCAGUGACCGGAUUAUCGUCUCUUCCGUCGUCGAGGUCGCUGCAGUCGCACAGUUCAUCGUCCAGUUCCUCGUUUCUCGUCAACGACACAACAGAGAGGAUAAAUGGCAUUGGCAGUCCGUUUGUUGACAGAAUAAUCACAGCUGAUGAAGAACCCACUCUGGACGUGGUGGCCAAUGAACUUAACAUGCAGAACAGAAACCAGCCCACGCCCUGAUCCACAGGGAACUCUUUCAUACCUGUACAUAAUGUAAAUCAACACAGUUCUAUCAUUUAUGUGUUAUGACUUUUUUUUAUUUGUAUUUCUACACAUAUAUUUACUUCAUAGCAGGCAACACCAUGCCAAUAUAAACACUAAUAUUUAAGGUAUUUUAAACUGCUGCAGAGAAUCAACUACACUUAUAUGAAAAGAAAGCUGCAUUUUAACUUAUUUACAGAACCGUUAAUGACGUCAUUAUUGCCUGUGUUUGACCUUCAUGAUCAGAAACGUUGUGUCAUCCAUUUCAAAUCAAUAUCAGAUUACCAUAACCAUUAUAUACUUAUAUAAUAGUUAUUUAUAUUAAACUUAUAUAUAUACGUAUAUAUAUAUAAUAUAUAUAGAACAGUUAAUUGACUUGUUAUUGUUUUGACUCCUUUUUCUUUUUUUUUUUUUUAAAGCUGUUUGUUAUUUCUAUCACUAAUUCAUCGUCAGAUUAUUUUCUACUAUUGUUCUGAAAAUUAAAAUGUUUCUUUAUAGCAUCUAUAAAUGGAAGAAUGGUUGAUACUUGGCAGGAGACUCACUGAAGGCACCAACCUUGACAUGGUUUGAAUUAGAAAUGCAGGCGAGGACAGUAUUCAAAUUUCAGCUUGAAAAAACUCAUAAAUUUAGUAUUAACUACAUAUUUAUGACUGUAAUUACACAGAAUAUGAACAGUCUCGCAAACAGUGAAAGGGUUAAAUGAGAAACAGAUAGAAAAGUCAAAACUGUUUUCCCCCCCAAAACAUUUUUAUUGUUGAUGAUCACAAAAAAUCUCUCAUGUGGGACAGAACAGCAUUUGGUGAAAUUAUAUGGAAUAAAUUAAAUGUAACUGAG
This is a messenger RNA of Solea solea (common sole), 5049 nucleotides long. RefSeq names its product adhesion G-protein coupled receptor G2-like. The record is from RefSeq and is a predicted model, not a curated record. NCBI's taxonomy places the organism in Eukaryota, Metazoa, Chordata, Actinopteri, Pleuronectiformes, Soleidae. The transcript is spliced from 30 exons. Gene Ontology annotation, biological process: adenylate cyclase-activating G protein-coupled receptor signaling pathway; cell surface receptor signaling pathway. Gene Ontology annotation, cellular component: membrane. The coding region runs from base 376 to 4194 and encodes 1272 amino acids. Gene Ontology annotation, molecular function: G protein-coupled receptor activity.